Molecule: messenger RNA, 312 nt
Organism: Cylicostephanus goldi
Lineage: Eukaryota; Metazoa; Nematoda; Chromadorea; Rhabditida; Strongylidae
Source: the annotation of a GenBank genome assembly
UUGAAAAUAAUUACACCUAUUCAGGUAACCCUUGACGGUAUCGGACGUGUUACCUACAAAGUCGGUGAUGAUUUGAAGCCAGUGCAGAAAGAUCGUCAAGGAGCUAUUUGCAAAGGAGAAUGCGCGCCUUUGAUCAAGCAGAUUGUAAUGCUGAAAUCAGUAACCAGCCAUACAUUCACCUUUGGCUCAUUGGGAGACGGCACUAAAACCACAAAAUCUAAAGAAAAAUAUACUACUCGUAUAUGCGACGAUAUUUGUGUAACCUACUUUGCCCUUGCUGAAACGAUGUUCUCUUUUAAUACGGCUGAUUAA